Dentiscutata erythropus is the source of this 1479-nucleotide messenger RNA. The record is from the annotation of a GenBank genome assembly. Lineage: Eukaryota; Fungi; Glomeromycota; Glomeromycetes; Diversisporales; Gigasporaceae.
AUGCAAGCCGAAAAUAGAACUUAUGCGCAAGCAAUUGAAUGCUUGAAUUCUUUGCAAACAAAUGCUUCCAUCCUCAAAACAGUUAGUAAAUCAAAUAAUUGUCAUUUGACAGCUCUUCCAGAAAUGAGAGAAUUUUGUCAAAAGCUCGGUUAUGAGGCUCGAGAUUUUGAUAGUUUGAAUAUUAUUCACAUAACUGGAACGAAAGGAAAAGGCUCUACUUGUGCUUUGGUUGAAUCAAUAUUAAGGAAUUUCUAUUCAUCGCGUAAAGAAAGUAUGACAAAUAAGAUUCGAACAGGGUUGUUCACUUCUCCACAUCUUGUUGCUGUUCAAGAACGUAUUCGUUUGGAUGGGACUAUGUUGAGUGAAGAAGAAUUUACAAACUAUUUUUUUGAAUGCUGGGAUAAACUUAAAUUAAACGAUAUAAAGCAAGGUGAUGAUGAUAAACGAAUCAAACCAUAUUAUUUCCGAUUUACUACGUUAAUGGCAUUUUAUGUCUUCAUGAAAGAAAAGGUGGACGUUGCAAUUAUGGAAGUUGGAAUUGGUGGUGAAUAUGAUUCAACAAACAUUAUAGAGAAACCUACGGUCUGUGGUGUAUCAUCUUUGGGAAUUGAUCACCAAAGAUAUUUAGGUGAAACUGUUGAUUUAAUCGCGUGGCAUAAAGGAGGCAUAUUCAAGGCAAAUGCUCCGGCUGUGACUGUAGACCAGCCUCCCAUAGCUUUGGAUGUCUUGAAGAAGCGAGCAGAAUACGUUAAUGCACCAUUCAUACAAGUAGAAACACAUACUGAAGAAUCUUUGGGCAACAUUAAUAUCGGACUUGCUGGUCGGCAUCAACUUAUAAAUGUAUCCCUCGCAAUUGAGUUAUGUCGCAUAUGGCUUGAAAAAAACAGAAAUAUUAAAUUUUCUAAUGAAAGAGUUCCUCAAGAGUUUGUUCCUGGGCUUGCUAAAGUGCGAUGGCCUGGUCGCUCACAACAACUUGUCCUCGAAAAAUAUCCAAAAAUUACUUGGUUUCUUGAUGGUGCUCAUACAUUAGAGAGCAUUCAAGUGUGUGCUGACUGGUUUAAUGAAACUGCGAUUGCUAAAAAAAGUGUUGAACGAAUUUUGAUAUUUAAUUGUUCCGCUGACCGUAGUGGAUCUGAAAUGUUAAAACAAUUAAUUUCUAAAAAUUCAUAUAUCCAUUUUGAUCACGCUAAUUUUUGUACAAAUGUCACGUUUACUACGAAUCAAUUUAAACCCGAUUUGCAAAACAACACGAUUAGGAUUGAUAAAAAUCUUACCUUGCAAAAAACGCUUGCAGAAAUUUGGCCAACCUUAAUAUCAAAAUCACAAACAAGUGAUGCACAUGUUUUUCCAACGAUACAAAAUGCUAUUAAUUGGAUACUUGAACAUUGCAAGGAAAGUGAACGUGAAGUUCAAGUGUUAGUUACUGGGAGCUUACACUUAGUAGGUGGAGUAAUGGCUGUGUUAGAAGUCGAUGUUUAA